AUGCCACUUGAUUCAUGCUUUAUUCGAAAUUUUAAAAUGGAUCCUUUCAAAUCAAGAGUAUAUGACGAUAAGAAGUCACUGGAUCGUGAUUUUGCUCCUUUUCUCAAAGGAGUUGGAGGUGUUCACUUUAGAACAGAAGAAGAUGAUGAUUUAGAAAGGCAAGCAUUAGCUGAAAUUGAAAAAUUACAACAAGAAUUAAACCCAGAAGAGCCUUCACAAGUUGAGUAUAAAAGGUCGAUCCAAACUCCAAUGACUCCAAGUGAAGAAAAUGUUCUCGGAAUGCUACAGACUAGAAAUAGCAGAAGGAAAAGGACUGUGGGUGCUGAAAAUUCUCGACCUGCCACAAUGCCAGUUGCUAAGUCUAUUAUGAAGCCUCCAAGUGAGACUAGAACUAUAGUGACUCAGUCCACUGGUUUUGAAACAAGACCAUUUACUUCUUUUACUACUGAUGAAUCUAAAAUAUCUAAAACUAAAGAUGAAGAAGAGGCUAUUCUGAAUUAUAAUAAAUAUGUAAACAGAUAAACACCCUAUUUUUAUUUAAACAAGAAAUAAUUUUAAGUACCAAAAGAUGUAUUUUUAUUUGAUUUGUAUAAAUCUCCUGAACAAUUAAGGAUAAAGCUACUUGAAACACAGCUUGCAAAUUUAUUAGCACAGAAAGAAAGAAUGAUCUCUGAACAAAAGGCAAGAUUUGAUAAUCAGCUGCAGCAAGAAAAGCAAAUUCUUACUCGUGAUUAUGAAGGAAGCGUAAAUCAGUUAAAAGAAUGGUUUGAUUCUAAAAAGAGCUUGCUGGAAUCAGCAAGAAGGCAGCAAGAAAAAAUAGCUAGCCUUUCUCAAACCUUGUCAAAAAAUGUUCAGACUGUUUCCAGUCUAAACCAGCAAUUUUCAAGAGACAAAAAUUAUUCACUCCAUUAUUUAGUUAAUUAUAAAAUAAUUAAUAUUAAAAGCAUAAAAAUAUCUAAUAAAUUAUGGGCGAAGCUAGAAAAUUUGAAAGAGCAAGAACUCAUCGCAAAAGAAAAAUCAUUAGAGCUGAGAGAAAGCAGAUUGACUUCACAAGUCCAAAUUCUUGACCAAGAUAAACAAAAGUUUGCAAAUAAAGUUAGACUAACUGAAGAGAUUGAAGCACAGAAAAGAAACUCCAUUUACCAAGAUAAGCUGCACUUGAGACAUGAGCUUGAUAAAUUAGAAAAAUAUCAAGAAGAGUUAAAAGCCCAAGAAAGAAAAGAAAAAAAGCAACUUGCAAUGGAAAAACAUCAAUUAUCAUUAUAUAAAGACCAGAUCGAAAGAGAAGAAAAAGAAAUGUGGGCAGAUAUAGAAGAAAGAGAAAGAAAACUAAUAGAAAAAGAAGACACAAUAGAAAACGAAAAAAAUGAAGCCAUUUUCCAAAUUCAGCAAGAAAAAGGUGCAAUUAUUGCUCAAAUGAACUCAAUUGAAAAUUUUAAGAAAAAUAUUAAUGCAAUGUUUGCAGAGCUUGAAAGAAGAACAAAAUAUAUUGAAGAAAGGGCAAAAGACAUUAAAAUAGAAAUUGAGUAUAUCAGCAAAGAAAGCGAGCUGCUAGAAAGGGAGCGCGAAAAAUAUGAAAAAGAAGCACAAAAAGUCCACCAGAUGUCUGUAGAAAUAAGUCAACAAACUGAGCUCAUUGUAGCUACUAGAAAAGAUAUAGACACACAAAAAAAUGAUUUAGAAAAAAAGAAACAAGAAGCGCUUACAUUAAUGGCAGCUUCAAAAAGCGAAAAAUUAAAAAUUGAUCAGAAAACCAGAGAUUUGAUAAAUAGGAUGAAAACUUUUGAGUGCUUAAGGUCAGGCUAGGUUAUUAAAGUCAGGCGUUAGUGAUAGUGGUGACGAAGUCACCAAAGACCUCCAAUAUGGGAGGUUCUCUACCACUUUUCGAUUCCAGCUCAGAGGGUCUUUCCCCCAAAGGUGAAUGCCAUUUCCAGUAGAUUCCCACGGCCCUGCUACAGACAGUUGGAGUAGCUUGAUUCCAUGGAUUAGCUAUCUAUCGGAUGCCGAAGUGCCUUCCUUCGAUAGCUACAGGAAAAUGACUACUCCCUAUUGCCUGGGCCAAAACCUCCAAUUUCUCAGUAGAGAAAUGCCCUUGUGUGCUUGGAUCCAAAGGACGUUACUGAGCAUCUCCAUUUCAAAGCACAGGAAAGGAGCCUAAAUCUACCUGGAUACACACUUUUGAGGCUUCACUUGAUUCUCAGCUUGGAGUCCGUCCCAACUCGCCGUAGCCAUAAGGUCUGGAAUGUUACGCCAAGAGGGCAGGUUGACACGCGUCACCAUUUUAAUGCAUAUUUUGAGUGCUUAAGGACUUUAGAUAUUUCUGAAGUAGAAAUACCCAAAAUGGAAAGCAUUGACAUCGAUGCCAUAAAAGUUCCUAAAGUAAGUCGCCAAAUCCGGUCAAAAUCUGUUGCUCCAGUAGCUAGAAAAUUCAAUUCACAAGAGUUUUUAAAAGAACUUGAGCCAUAUAAUAAAGCUCGAGAAGAGUUUCAAAAUUAUCUUACAACAGAAAACAGUGUAUUGCUUAACAGUAAGUUGGCUUGUGAAACUGGAAUAACGAAGAGUAUGAUAGGAUCAAGGCAUGUGUUUUCAGAUGCAUCGAAUUCUUUUUUUGGGCAGUCAUCUUAUUUUAGUGCAGGAAGUUUUGCUAAGCCGAUUGAUAGUAUUAGAAAAUCAAGGAAUUUUGAAAGUUUUUCUUCGAAUAAUCCACUUUAA
Molecule: messenger RNA, 2712 nt
Organism: Blepharisma stoltei
Lineage: Eukaryota; Ciliophora; Heterotrichea; Heterotrichida; Blepharismidae
Source: the annotation of a GenBank genome assembly